UUCAGAAAAGAUUGGCAUCCUAUCCACCAGUCAACUAAAGUCAAGAGUUCAAAAUUACUAUGACCGAGCAAGAGCAAGAAUGGGAAAACUUAAACAAGUUAUUAAGACAACAUGGCUUAAGACCUGUAUGCCUUGAUAUGCCUGGAAGUUGUGGAAAUGUGCCAGACACAGAGAAAAUUGUUAUGGACAAACAGUCCUCGGAAGCAGUACAGCAUGCACUGAAAACAUUAAUGGAAGAAACAGAGCGUCAACGAAAAAUCAUUCGUGGCUUGAUAGAAGACAAUCACCAGCUUAGAGAUGAAUUACGCUUGGAGAGAAGUCGGGCUUCCCGACAGGAACAACGAGCUAAUGAUUUGGACGUCAUUGUGGAAAAUGUCAAACAUAAAAUACGUCAACUGGAAGACGAGUCAAUAGCUAAUGCUUCUCAGCAACAUAACCAAGUCAGAGAUCUUCAGAAAGAUCAUGAAAUUUCACAGGCAGUGUACCGCCACCAAGCGAAACAGUUGGAGGAGCAAGAAGAGACGAUUGCCCAUUUACAAAAGGAGCUUUCUAAGCUGGGUCUGGAAGAGCAGCAGCGUAUCGCCACUCAGAAAAAAAUGUUCCGCCAGUUUUGUAAGCAGGCUCCAAGAACUCAUUUGGAUCAGCAGAUUGGGUGUCUAAUUGAUUAUUAUGAAUCUCAGAUCAGCCAUGUAAGAAAAGAACUAAGGAAAUACAAGAAAGAGAUCAAUCAUUUACAAGACGAAGGAAAAGAUGAGGAUGAAUUCUUGAAGAAUAUAGAUGCUACUGCUAAUUACAAAGCCCUGCUUAUGUCUUUCCAGACACAAAUAAUUGAAACAAAAGCUCGAAAUGAACAGCUUAUGCAUGAAAAUACUAAUCUCAAGAAAGAGAUGGAAAUUAGGCCAACUGCGCAAGAACUAAAAUUUUAUAAACACCAAGUGAAGAAGCUGGAGAAAAUAUUAAAGAACAUCAAAUCACUUGAGAGCAGUGAAGAAGAAAACAUGAAAGAAAAUAGAGAACUUAAAAAAGGUUUGGGAGGAAGCCAGCUGCAGGAAGUUUGCAGAAGAUAUUUACAGGUAUUAUCCAGCAUUGACUCUAUUAUCAGAAGCCCAAGGAGAGCUCCUCUAAUAACACUCAUGCAGAAAAAGGGCCUUGGGAAAAGCUGCACUGAGGAGGGAAGUGGAUUUGAGCAUCUCCCCGCUGUGAUUGAAAUCUGGGCUGACCAGCUAAUGGCCCUGAAGAUCUUGCACCAGUCCCUGAAAAAGCUGUCUCUGCAAUUAGUUCCUUGGUAUACCAAAACUAUGCAGGAUACCAGUGAAUGUAUUAGAGUUGAGGACCUUCAGCAAAUAGUAAAUGAAAUCUCUGAAGAAGUAGGCAAUGAAGAAAAGAAAAGUCUGAUUCCUUCACAACAAACCUUGUAUACCAUUGUCUGUCAUUUUCAAAAACUGUUUGAUGUGAAGACCCUAAAUGGCAUUUACCCUCGAAUGAAUGAGGUUUAUACAAAACUUGGCGAAAUGAUCAAUGCUAUGAGGAACCUCUGUGACCUCUUAGAACUAGAUAGCUCAGCACCACCUAGUGUCCUGGUGAACACUGUUGGAAAGCUAUGCAAUUUGUUUAAUGAGAAUGUGGCCUGGCAGGUGGAACAACUCCUGGGCACACAAGACAUUGAAAGCAUUAUCUACAAGUUAGAAGAACAUGACGACUUUUUCCCAGCAUUUCAUGCUCUUAUUAACAACUUACUUCGUGUUCUGGAAGUCAGAAGUCUCGCAGAAAUAUUACCUGCUGUACAGAAGCUGAAAUGGAUGGUCCAAUAAUAUAAACUAAAUGUAAACUUUUAACAUGUUGACUACCUCUU
Protobothrops mucrosquamatus (brown spotted pit viper) is the source of this 1852-nucleotide messenger RNA. RefSeq names its product centrosomal protein 70 (gene CEP70). NCBI's taxonomy places the organism in Eukaryota, Metazoa, Chordata, Lepidosauria, Squamata, Viperidae. Bases 60 to 1811 code for a protein of 583 amino acids. Gene Ontology annotation, cellular component: centrosome. The record is from RefSeq and is a predicted model, not a curated record. The transcript is spliced from 16 exons. Gene Ontology annotation, molecular function: gamma-tubulin binding. Gene Ontology annotation, biological process: cilium assembly; regulation of microtubule cytoskeleton organization.